AUGCUUCGCCAACUACCACGGCGGCUGUCGCCCCCACUUUCGCCCUCUCAAGAUGUUGCAGCCACUCCGCUCUCUGCUUGCGACUUUAGUGCCGUGACGCCCAGCGAGUGUGCGGUGGACUCGCAAGUUUUCAGAGUCCAGCUCGCUCAAGGCACCAACAUUGACGAGGCUACUUCCAGUCAAGAGCGAGCAACACCUGUCUCCAACCAAGACGACGUUCAUGGAGAUGAGAGCGAAGAGGACGAAGAUGAACCUCUCGAGGACAGUGAUGCUGAGGACUGGGGCCCCGACGACGAUCCUGAUGACGUAAAAGUCGUCAUUGGAGAAAGCGCUGGAAGUGAAGUUGAGGAGGACAUAAAUAUCAAUUUGAUUGAGAGCGAUGUUCGCCAGUGCGUGACGGACCUGAUUACUGGAGACGAGUGCGAGAUGGGUUGUCUGAAGGGAAAGUCACGCGAGCUGGAAUGGCUCAUGUGCUCUCUUGGCCAGAUGACCAAGUCGGAGAAGACGACGUGCAUCUUAACUCUGGUGGGCGUCUUGAUGCAGACGGGUACCGCAACUAGACGUCGUGGCAAGGGUGAACGCCAGAAGUUUCACUAA
Messenger RNA from Phytophthora nicotianae INRA-310, 597 nucleotides. RefSeq lists its product as hypothetical. The transcript has a single exon. NCBI's taxonomy places the organism in Eukaryota, Oomycota, Peronosporomycetes, Peronosporales, Peronosporaceae. The record is from RefSeq and is a predicted model, not a curated record. Bases 1 to 597 code for a protein of 198 amino acids.